Acaulospora colombiana is the source of this 3817-nucleotide messenger RNA. The record is from the annotation of a GenBank genome assembly. Lineage: Eukaryota; Fungi; Glomeromycota; Glomeromycetes; Diversisporales; Acaulosporaceae.
ACCCAACGCCGACGCCCCCAACACCCAGUCCUCCGGAACGCACCCGUCACCGCCGUCGACUGCUCAUCUUCACCUCUACACCACCAGGAACGACAGAAAUCCGAACCGUGACAGCGAGCUGUUGAGAGGAACCCAAGACUACGGAUCACCCAAUUUUACGAAUCGCAGAGACUGCAAAAAGGACGUAACUGUCACACAAGGGAGGAUGCCUUCGCAACCCUCGACCACGUAUAUUCAUGGUCUCACCUCUUCGUUUGCAUCUACACUCGAUGAGAUCCCACAGGACAUGUGUAGACACUUUGCCGACUUGAGAGAGUUGGACGCGGUGCUUAGCCAGAGCCUUAGCGGGAUCACGAAGAGGAUCGAAGAGCUUACGGAAAGAAUCGAAGACGGCCUGUAUUCGCUCGAGUCCGCAGAGACAAAAGCAGCCGACCCAUCCAACAAGGAUACAAAUGCCGGUCCCAUUGAUGAGGCAUCCAAGAAGGAAGGAGAGGUCAUCGGAAUGUUUCAACUCCUUCAUGAAAUCGCCGAUGACACUGGACGAAUCAAACUCGGAGGUGAAGACAAGAUACGAGUGGCCAGCCUCGCUGCCGAUCAUCUCGACGCAGCCUAUGCUCUCGAGAUUCUCGCUCCCAAUACCGUCUAUCCCCAUGUACCUCCCUCUGCUCUCAUUGAUCCUGCCCCCGAGAACCGUAGGGGUGCACCGAGGCGCUUUGUGGCCGUGCAGAGUGGUUCUUAUGGCCUGCCGUAUCUCAAUAAUGCGGCUCAAGCGAAUACCGGCGGAGCCGUGUAUCAUCCGAGUCGAAAUGAAAGCGCGAGUAGAGGCGCCAACGGUGGGGUGGACACCCCCAAUAAACGACGCCGACUACAAAAUCAGGCUGGAGGGAUCAACCCGAGUCACCUUCACCCCCGAGGUGGGGAUCCCGACACGGACGACUAUUCCACUCCCCGACGCGGGCACGCCGCGCUUGAUGCAGAAGCGUACCGACCUGGUGGCAAUACCGCCAGUAGAGCUAGAGCCCAGAACCGGAAAAAGGAGGGCAAGGUGCAUGGAAAUCAGGCGCCAUUGGACCCUACUAUUGCCAUGAAUGUCGACAGAAUGGGAAUGGGUGCACCUAAUACGAUUCCCGGCCAACCACCCAUGACAGGUGCCGACCCUGGAUUCAUCCAGUCGACGGCACCCACCUCCCACAAACCUCAAGCUCAGAAUGGCCGCUCUCGUACAUCGAAUUCUCAGCAAGCUCAACCGAGGCAGAGUAAUGCCAAUCCUCAACCUCAGCAAUAUGCAAUGCAUUACCCUCCCGGCUAUGAAGAUGAGAGGACAAAGCACAUGUUUAUACAAGCCCAACUCGUCGACCCGAAUAUGAACCGUGGCAUGAAUCGUCAACAAAUGGAUGCCACCGCUGCGGCCGCUGCCUAUCAGCAGCACCAUGGUGCGAUGAACAUGAACCCGAAUCUUAACCAUAUGCCCGGGAUGGGGAUGGGCGCGUACCCUGUUGGAAUGGGAAUGGGCAUGGUCGCUCUCCCGCCCCCCCCCCUCAAGCACAAGUCACAGCAUGAGCCAAGUUCCUCUGGGAAUGGUGGGUCGAGGCAUUCGGCUCCAGGUGGGAGUCUGGAUGUUGUAGCUGGUGGUGCAAGUUCUCAUGGCGGUGCUUAUACGACUAGUUCCAAAGUCUCGAGCAAUGCCAACCGAGACGUGGUCAAAGAGAGGGACCAGGGUGGUCCCAAUUCGAGUGCUAGUGGCGGCUUGAUGCCGAUCCCUAUGAUGACUUCGCUGCCCCCCGUCACCUCUCUUGCUCAUGGACAUCAAUCGACCAACACACCUCUGGCUCUCCCCGGAAGUAAUCAACAUUCUGCACUCAUCGGAGAUAGCAGUAUGCCCAAAAGUAGACGGUAUAGUCAAUCUGGAUAUGGUGGAAGCUAUGCAACUUCGGACACGCAAGGAGGAAGCAUGGGAUCAUCUUAUGGAAACUCGCACUCGAAUUACCAGCCGUCUUCGACGACAAACACCUCCCGCCCAUCGUCAACAUCGCUCUACAAUCACAAUGGACCGGCUUCUAGAGAUGAAAAGGUCCCUUCGUCGCGCACAGAUAUGCAUCCUUCUCUUUCCGCCUCAAACUCGGCACCUACCUCUGCCAAGGAGGGUCAGUCAGGGUUCAAUCGAGAGACGAGUGGACCGGCGAGCGCUGGUAGUGGAUCAGGAGCCUUGCAUGCAUCCCUCGCUCGUGACCCACCCUUUCGAGUAAACUCGGCUGCCAGUGACCGAUCGGAAAGGGAGGCCAAGUCCGGUAACUUUAAUCGCUCGCGGGCGGGCACAACAACCAAUCCUCCGGACCCCAGUAUGAUGAAUGAGAAGGACUAUGCAUACACUCCCUCUGUUAUUCCUGUAGGUGGAGAGAGAGAAGGCGAUGGUGGAUAUUCUCGACACCCUUCGUUGCACACUUCUGGCAGUGGGUCGAACAUGCAAGGCGUCAUGUCGUCUUCGGGCAAUCGAUACCCCUACGCAUCCAAGGAAUCAUCGAUGAAAGGAGAUGAGCGCGAGAUGGAUCCAGAACGACGGGGCAUGACCUCUCCCGAUACCGGGGGACGCCGAUCGACAAACAUUGAGCAUAUCAUUGACGAUCCCAAAGAGUGGCGAUUCGACAAACGUACGAAGCGCGGAGGCCCUGCAGGUACCAUCACUACUACUGGUGAUUCACCACCAGCUACUUGGAAGAAUAUGGUAGCGAGUACGAAGCGCGGCGAUAUGAGCGAUGGAAUUGCGAUGGAUAUUGAUCCCAAGGGGGUGAGGACGCCAGUGAGGGGCGGUACGGAUAAUGGAGAGGCGAUUGAAGAUGAUCAAAAGCCAUAUUGUAUCUGUGGACAGCCGAGCUAUGGCCAAAUGAUUGGAUGUGAUGAUUCAGAAUGUGAAUACGAAUGGACCGCAACUGACAAUUGCCUUCCUCUGUUCAUUUGUAGUUCCAUUGGCAGUGCCUCGGAAUCACCAACACACCACCUCCGGGCGAGUUCUUGUGUCAAUGGUGCCAAGCUCGUCGAGCAAAAUCAGGCAGAAAAGGCAGCAAGAAAAAGACAAAUGGUGGUGUGUGCGAGGUUCGUGAGAAUAGUUAGUGCCUACAGCUCUUCGUCAGGGCCAGAGAUGAACAUUAUUUUCUCAGGAAAUUGCGGAGAUUUUGGUAUCCAUUGUGCUGCAGGCAAUAAGCGCAGGGGCGGAUUUUGCGGACUCGCUAGGGUUCAGAAACCGACUAUAAAAACCCUGACGGAAACCUUUGCCCUCCACAUCAGCGGCGGUUCAGACGCUCUAAUCGCCCGUAACGAACAACAAGCCCUUGAAGCUCGAGGAGAGUUUCUGGGCGUUGAUGUCGACGUGAUGGAGAAGCGAGGUAUCGCUGAUGAGGACAUGUUUGGAGAACUCGUCGCUCGCUCUCCUGAACCCGAGCCCAUGCCUUUCGAUGAAGACGUUUUCGAACUGGACGCCAGAGACCUCGACGAGGACUUGGAAGCUCGCUCAAUUGAAGAUUUGGAACCAAGAGACCCAAAGAAUCGCCAACGUCAGUCCAAGUCCGCCCGAAAGAUCACUGGCAAGGUCAAAAAGUUCAAGAACAAGGGCGUGAAUAACUUCAAAGCGUUUGUGAAUGCAUGGAAGCGAGACGAAGAUGGCUCUCUUGAAGCCCGAAACGUUGACGAGUUUGACCUCGAGACUCGUUCUUUCGACGAGCCAGAUCUUGAAGUCCGUUCUUUUGACGACGAAGAACUCGAAGUCCGAUCGAUUGACGAGCCAGAGAUCGAAGCUCGUGACUUUGAGGAGGAGGACUUCUAA